AUGUUUGUGCUGUCAGCUUUGAAAAAUGAAGUUGACUCAAGCUGCGAUAAGGCAAAAUAUUCGAAACUAUUGCGCUCAUGUUGUAAUAUUCCAAGAAAUGAUCAGAGCAGCAACGCCUGUCGCAAGUCCUUGAUAAGCCAGUCUAAGCAAACUACCAAUAAUGGAGAGAAGAGUAAUUUGAAAAAGGAUAAAAUUGCCUUACAUGCUUGCAUUGCAGACUGUAUAUUCAAGCGAAAUGGCUACUUGCACGCCAAUGGAACACUUAAUCUGCCCAUCGUCGAAAGGAGCUUGAAACAGCGCUUUAAAAAUGACGAGGCUCUGGUCCAGCUAAUGGUGAAGAGCUUUGAAGGCUGUGUGGAUUCUGCGGAAGCUCGCUCUAAGCAAUUCGAAUGGCUGCAUUCAAAGGAUAACUGUGAUUACUUUCCGGCCACUUUACUGUCCUGCACCAUGGAACACGUUUAUAAUAAUUGUCCGGUAACCAAAUGGAAAAAUACCAAUGAGUGCCAGGCGAUGCGUAAAAAAUUAACGGACUGUGGCAUAAAAUUAAAAUGAAUGUCAUUAAUUUGAUUUAUAAGUAGAUCAGAAA
Molecule: messenger RNA, 586 nt
Organism: Drosophila grimshawi
Lineage: Eukaryota; Metazoa; Arthropoda; Insecta; Diptera; Drosophilidae
Gene: Obp93a
Exons: 4
Coding region: 1-552 (183 amino acids)
Molecular function (GO): odorant binding
Source: RefSeq, a predicted model, not a curated record